UUGUUCAAGCGAUUUUUAGGAAGACCCCACACAGAACAAUUUUUGCAAAAGUUCCCACUAUAUCAAGGAUUCCGAUUUUCCAGAACAAAACCUCGAGUUUGGGAAGGAAGCCCUGUGUUCAAGAAUGAUUUGCCGAAGCAGUGGGAUUGGAGGAAUGUCAAUGGUGUCAACUACUGCAGUCCUACGAGAAAUCAACAUAUUCCAGUCUACUGCGGAUCGUGCUGGGUGUUUGGAACAACUGGAGCUCUGAAUGAUCGUUACAAUAUUGCCCGUAAAAACAGGUGGCCUAUGACUAUGGUGUCUCCUCAGGAAAUCAUCGAUUGCAAUGGAAAAGGCAAUUGUCAAGGUGGUGAAGUUGGUAACGUAUUGGAAUACGCCAAGACUCAUGGACUUGUUGAAGAGGGCUGCAACGUCUAUCGAGCCACCAAUGGACACUGCGAUCCAUUCCACAGAUGCGGUACAUGUUGGAAGGACAGUUGCUCAGCUGUUCAAAACUAUACCAGAUACUAUAUUACAGAAUAUGGAAAGGUGACCUACCUAUUCUCAGUAUUUAAUAAUUAG
Cooperia oncophora is the source of this 561-nucleotide messenger RNA. The record is from the annotation of a GenBank genome assembly. Lineage: Eukaryota; Metazoa; Nematoda; Chromadorea; Rhabditida; Trichostrongylidae.